UGGUAGUUCAACACCGCCAGCCAGCAGAAGCAGCAAGAAGAUUGCGUGUUCUCCAGCUCCUCCAGCCAGCAGCGAAACGCGAGUCACAGAGUGAAGUGUUUUUGUGUCGGACGAAAUCGUUUUGUUCGUAUUACGUACAACAAUACGGAGAGGCAGGCAUACGGAUGAUGAUGGCCACUGGUGAUUUCCUGCGUGCGGUGUAUUAUUGAAAAUCCAUUUUACGGUUCUGCGAAAGAGUGUUCCACCGAUCGAAGCAAGUUUGCCAAGUGCCAACCAGUAAGAGCCCUUCGCCGAUCGAGAGACGCAACAGUCGUCAUCCAUCGGCAGAUCGGAAGUCGCGCCGCAGCCGCAGCCCCCCGUCAAUCAGUGCGAGUUUUAAUCGGCCAAAUUCCAGCGAAUGGGACGACGACGGUGAUCGAAGCAAGUGACCCCAUCAGGUAGCAGCCAGCAAGAGCGCUAAUCGAAUCGGACGUAUAGAAUCUGACGUCUGCUGUGGACGCGCGUGGAUUGAAGGACAUUCGAAAAUUGCGAAAGCAGACCGAGAUCUCUCGGAGUGGCCGCCAGUGUGAGUGGGGAAGCCGAAGCAGUUGUGUUGCAGUUUUCAGUUCUGAACGUGCAAAGCAGACAAGGCGAGAAAUUUGAUGUGGAUUAAUUUUAUGAGUGGAUGGUGAUAACAAUAAAAUUUCUGAAAUUUUAAUCAAUAACUAAAACAAAAAAUAUAAAUUUUAUAAAGGCUUCGUGUUAUUCUGUGUGUCUAUCAAUAUUUUAAACUAUAAUCAAAAGUGUUCGUGAACAACAGCCGUUUGUAACUUGCUCAAUCAAAUCAGGCCGGAGCCCAACAAUCAAAAAUGUCGCAAGAAAUGGCGGUGAAACAGUUCAUAGACCUGAUAAACAGUUCCAGCAGCAGCAGUAGCAAUGACCCGAACCGGAAGGCGGUCACACCGGCGAUUGCGACCAAAUUCCUGCUGGCACGUAAAUUCGACAUUCCCCGGGCAGUGGCUCUGUACGAACAGCACGAGCUCAUCCGGCAACGGGAGGGUCUGUACGGAUUCGAUCCCAUGCUGGAUCCCCUGAGAGCCGAACUCGAGACGGGGAAGUUCACGAUACUGCCGGGACGGGAUGCCAGCGGGGCCGCGAUCGCCUUGUUCACUGCCAACCUGCACUAUCCGAUGACGGUCACACACAAAACCACCCUGCAGGGCGUGGUGUACCAGCUGGACGUUGCACUGCAGAGCGCGGAAACGCAGAAGGCCGGCCUGGUGUUCAUCUACGACAUGAGCACCUCCAAGUACUCCAACUUCGAUUACGAUCUGUCGCAGAAAAUACUCACACUGCUGAAGGGUGGCUAUCCGGCGAGGCUGAAGAAAGUGCUGAUUGUGACCGCCCCGCUAUGGUUUAAGGCGCCGUUCAAGAUCCUACGGUUGUUCGUGCGGGAAAAGCUACGGGAGCGGGUGUUCACCGUGUCGAUACCACAGCUGAGUCUGCAUGUGCCCCGAGACUCACUGCCCGGGCGGUUAGGCGGAACGCUGGACUACGAUCAUUCCUCAUGGUUGCUCCAUUGCUACAAAUCUAUGACGAAUCGUGAGGACGAAAUAAUCGCUGGCCAACAGCAGACCACAAACGGUGCAUCGCAAACCAACAGCAGUAGCAUGGGAAGUGGCGCGAAGGCCACAGUUACCACAGCCAUUCUCGAUCCGCACCUGGCCGGUUCGGCGGCCGGCACGACUGACCUCUCGGAGUACGUGUCCGGGCACCACAGGACGCCCAGCGGUAACCUAGAUCACAUCGGUGUCGAGGACAUCUCGGACCUGGCGGCGGCCGGUGGCCACCAUCACCAUGUGCUUCACAACCACCACCACCACCAUCAUCACAACACCAACAGUGAGCUGUGGAACGAAAAUCCACCCAGCAGUGCGUCGUCCGGAUUCAGUGACGACGACAGCCUGGCCGGUGCCGAGGGCGAUCCAAAGACAAUAGAACAAAUUGUACAAAUGGUGCGGGAACGGGGCAAGCAGGGCCUGAUACAGGAGUACGCCGAAAUCAAAGCUCGAGCUCCCGACGGAACGUUCACGCAUGCAAAACUGCGAAAUAAUCUAGCGAAAAACCGAUACACGGACGUCCUGUGCUUCGACCACAGCCGGGUGAUUCUUUCGCAGGAAGCCGACGACCCGACGUCGGACUACAUCAACGCCAACUUCGUCGAUGGCUACAAGCAGAAGAACGCAUACAUCUCGACUCAGGGCCCGCUACCGAAGACGUCGUACGACUUCUGGCGGAUGGUGUGGGAGCAGCACUGUCUGGUGAUAGUCAUGACCACACGGGUGAUGGAACGGGGCCGGGUGAAAUGCGGCCAAUACUGGGAACCGACCGAGGGCGGCGUCAUCGAGUACGGGUGCUACCAGGUGCGAACGCUCUCGGUGGAAGCCAACGAGGACUAUACGGUGGCCGAGUUGGAGGUGAAGAAUUCUAAGACUGAUGAAGUGCGCUGUGUAUCCCACUGGCAGUUUACCAGCUGGCCAGACUACGGAGUGCCGGCUUCGGCGCGAGCCAUGCUGAACUUCUUGCAGCGUGCUCGCGAGAAGCAAGCCGAGAUGGUCAAGUCGCUGGGUGAUCUGUGGGCUGGCCAUCCGCGGGGGCCUCCAAUGGUGGUACACUGCAGCGCGGGGAUUGGACGGACGGGGACGUUCAUUACGUUGGAUAUUUGCAUAUCGCGGCUGGAGGACGUCGGAACGGCCGACAUCAAGGGAACGGUGGAGAAAAUCCGGGCACAGCGAGCCUACUCGAUUCAGAUGCCCGACCAGUAUGUGUUUUGUCAUCUGGCCCUGAUCGAGUAUGCGCUGUCCCGUUCGAUGCUGCAGUCGGCGGACUUGUCCGGGUUCGACGACCGGGAAGACGACUCCGACUAGAAUGCGUGCUCGUGAUGUUUAGGCUAUGUGAGGUCUUUGUUUCGAUUAUUAUCAUUUUUGUGUAGACUUUAAUUAGGGAAUGUGCGAAAUAUUGUUGGAAGCUUAGAGUGAGGAUGUGCGUCGCGAGAAAACAUAUUUUUAAAUCUUUAGAUAAAAGAUAGCGAGAGAUGGAGAAUAUUUUAAACUCUAUAGAGACAAUGUUUAGAAAUUACAAAUCGAAAACAAAAAUCAAACUAUCCUGUUUCUUUCGGGUUUUCCGUCUUUCCAAAAAAGGUUAAUUUUAAUGCCAACCAGUACUGCUAUCGAAUACCUAUUUAAUCUGUUUUUGCUAUUCCCCUCUAUCUAUACCAUUAUACACAAACACACAGUAGGCGCGAUCCUUCUUACCAGUUGGCCGUUCGCAGUCCACUAAGAUUUGCUACCGUAUUCUCUCGAUUUUCCCACAGAGAGGUUGUACAUAUUACUCGAUUAGCUAACACUCUAGCGAUUCUAUUAUCAUGUAGGACAACAACACGAACCGGUAACAAGUAUAUAUUGAUGAACUUUGGUCAGAUCACCCGUAGAAUCGGAGAUAACUCAUUUGGCAUAAGGUAGUUUGACGUGGUAUCGCUAAUAUUAACAGUUAGGAUCACCAGCUCAUUAUUUAGACUACAAAGAUAAUUUUAUAAUCCAGUCCAAUUAAAGGAAAACAUUCAUGAUAAUUAUCAAUCAACAAUACUCACCUGAUACUUGCGGUUAUUCCUCUUAGUUUUGAAAUUUGAGAAUGAGACAUAACCUCCCAGCUCGUAGAAACUUAAUUCGUUAAACGUCCUAGGUAUCUCACAAUUGCAAUCUUUCAAAAAAGUUGUUAGGGAUAUUUUUAUCCAAUAAAAUAAACAACAGUUAUUACAUAAUUAUGCAACUCUGUGGUGUGGUUCCAGUCUUCAAUUUGACUCUCGCAUCCUUUCUAACGGACGGAGGAUAUCAUGGUUAAGAAUGGUUCAGCAAGGAGCCUAUAGUAAAGCAUAUGAAUGGAAUCCUUUAUUCUAUUAUUUUCAUCUGAAAAACUUCAAAAACUACUCUACUUAUUGGAGUUAAUAAUAAAUAAAAACCCUGUUGCACUCUUGGUGUGCAUUUCAGUAAGCAUCUCCAGAGAGAACUUCUGAAGAAAUUGUAAAAAAAUCCUUGAAAAAAUCCCAGAUGCUUAGAGGAAUUCCGGGCGAAAUUAUAGGAGUAGUCCCGGUAUGAACAUCAGGUGGAAUUUAGGUAGAAAUUUUUCACUGAAUUGCUAGAUAGAGGAAAGUGCAAGUGUAGAAGAAUUUUUAGAGACAGCCACUAAGAAAUUGAUGGAUCCUUGAAGUUUGCAUGUAGAUUUCCCAGGGAAAAUGUGGUCUGAUACAAAUAAUUUACACAACCAAUAUCAUUAUGCCAAAUGAGUAAUCAUCCGCGAAACCAUUUGAUUCUUUUUCAUUGAACGACCUUUUGUUAGAUGUGGGGUAUGUCAUUAGGUAUAUCUAUUCGGAGCGAAGUAAAACAAGCCAUAUCAGGCAUAUCUAGUAACAUAUAUAACCACAUCUGUCCUCAUUUCAAUAUAUGCACUACCGAAAAAAGAAAAACAAUAAGAUUUCAUCGUGCAUAUACAUAGUAACACAACCAGAAGCAUUAUCAACCAGAGUCAUAUAAAUUUCAGCUAGAAAUUAUGUUAAAAUGUGAAGAUUGGCAAAAAGAAGGAGGAACAUGAAUUACUACUUUUCUCGCUUGUAAGAAAUGCUAUAUAUUUUGCAAACAAGUAACAAAACUAACCGAAACAGUCCAGUGAAUGUUGAACGUUACGCAGAACAGAAGUAAUAGGAAGGAUCAAUUAUUUUCUCUAUUUAUUUUUACUAGGAACAUUGUAGCACCGGACCAGAUCUGGUAGACAUUGUCAGCAACUUGCUGCGGGAAAUAAUAACGGAGCCAAUCAUUGAAUACCGAUCAAAUAUCCAUUAACUACUUGCUGUAAGUGAAGAAAGAUCAUCGGUAGUGGAUAAUUCUGAAUAAAAAGAAAUAUGUUUGCCAUUUCUAACAGUAGGCUGCAGCUAAAUAAAAUACUGCACUAGAAAAAGAACCACGAGGAGAAAGUACUUUUACCAUCCUUUUACAAUACAAAACAAUUCAAGCAUAUUGCAAACAAACAUGCAAAUAUUUAAAAAUGACUAAAUAAACGGAUAAUUUUUAGUGAAAUUAUGAAACCUUAACAAGGAUCAAAAAUCAAGUAACUGAUGUUUAACAAAAAAAAACUCGUAAAAUAUAUUAAUUCAGUGGAAAAUUAUGAGAACAAAAACAAACGUACACAAACAAUAAUAAAAAAAAAUGCAAUGCAGACAUGAAACCAUUACGACAUCAAACGACAGUGCCAGUCAACGCAUAUUCACAACCUUUGUAGUCGUUUUAUCACGCAGAUUCCGAACAAUACAAGCGUUCAAUGUGGCGCUAUCAAUAAUGUGACCCCCAUGUUCACAUAGAAAUACACUCACAGCAUUCGACACCUACACACAGUCAUACAUACACACAUACAGUGCAACCACCCAGCAAGUCCAACACAAAUUGCAUGAUUAAGUGAUCUACAUAAUAUAGUUUAGCUGUUUAUUUAUUGGAUAUUGGUCGAAUUGUAAGUAGAGCCGCUCGCCGGUACUGCACAUCAGCAGGCUCCGAAUCGUGCUCUAGCAACAAUGUUUGACCUCAAGGGGAAUACGUUCCCGAGGGUAGCGGACGGGGCGCAACAGAAAGAUGGUGAAACUAUUGUUCUUUGAGAGUCGUUACGUACGUGGACGGAAGAAAGGAGAGGCGCCCUAGGAUUAGGGAGCGAUCGGCUAGGACCGCGCAAAAAACUUGCGAACUGUUGUCAUAUGUAGGACAGUGGAAGAAGAAAAAAAAAACGGUUGCGAAACGAGGAGAUAAUAAAAAUUAAACUAAUGGACAGAAAAGAAACCUGUACGAAGAAAAAAACAAGAAAUAUAAUAUAAAUUUGAAAAAAUUAA
This is a messenger RNA of Aedes albopictus (Asian tiger mosquito), 5905 nucleotides long. RefSeq names its product tyrosine-protein phosphatase non-receptor type 9 (gene Ptpmeg2). Gene Ontology annotation, biological process: protein dephosphorylation. Gene Ontology annotation, molecular function: protein tyrosine phosphatase activity. NCBI's taxonomy places the organism in Eukaryota, Metazoa, Arthropoda, Insecta, Diptera, Culicidae. The record is from RefSeq and is a predicted model, not a curated record. Bases 849 to 2906 code for a protein of 685 amino acids. The transcript is spliced from 8 exons.